Molecule: messenger RNA, 2729 nt
Organism: Chelonia mydas (Green sea turtle)
Lineage: Eukaryota; Metazoa; Chordata; Testudines; Cheloniidae
Product: butyrophilin subfamily 1 member A1
Exons: 11
Coding region: 666-2180 (504 amino acids)
Biological process (GO): T cell receptor signaling pathway; regulation of cytokine production
Cellular component (GO): external side of plasma membrane
Molecular function (GO): signaling receptor binding
Source: RefSeq, a predicted model, not a curated record
UGCUGCUUUAUUUCCUCAGCCAGACAAAGCUGUGGCGGGCGGUCCGUGCAGAGCCGCAUUACUGAUAACCCAGCGAUCCCUGGGGAGCAGGAACAGCAGCUUCGGAGGCCAGGGCGGGCAUUGCCACCCCUACACUGGCUCACCCGGCAAACUGCCCCAACCAGGCCCACCCCCGCCAGCUCCGUGCCCUGCGGGUGGGGCUGGGACUUCAAGAGGAAUUUGCUCUGUCCCAACCAGCCAGGGACACAGACUGUUACUUCAACUUCCUGCUUCUUUUGUACUUUCAGUUCUGAAACGAGUGGAAGGCCCAGACGGGGAGGGGGCUCGGCCCAGUCAAUUCAGCUACAAAUGUAACAAAAAUAACGACGAAGGGUCGGGUCUCAAACCCUCCGGCUUCAUGACCCUGUGUGUGGAACUGAUGCUGCAGCCUCUGGUACGUCUACACUGCAGCUGAGACUAGAGCUGGGACUAUCCAACUGGGAUAGAAUUUAAAACUCUACGGUCACCCCCACCCAUGUUUUUUACAACUGUCACAAUGAGGCGCAACAUCCCAUCGACAUGCAUCUCUGUGUUACUCUGUAACAGCUCUGAGGUUUGAUUUAAGAAGUCUUCAGCAGACAGCUCAUCCCUAGUUCUUCUGACCGAAAACAAAGGAACAAGUUAUAAUGAAGAGGAUGAUUUUCUCAUUCUUUCAUGGCUUCACUGUGAGCUCCUCGCUGCCUGGAUACGUUGUUUUCUUCAUUGCUCUGCACAGUCACAAUUUGGCAUCAGCACAGUUUACAGUGACUGGACCUGACCAUCCAAUCACCACCUCCGUAGGUGGGGAGGCCGUCCUGCCCUGCCACCUCUCCCCCAGGAUGAGCGCUGAGAACAUGGAGGUGCGAUGGUUCCGAUUCCAAUAUCAUUCAGUUGUCCACCUGUAUCAGGAGGGACAGGAUAAGUAUGAAGAGCAGAUGCUGGAAUAUCACGGGAGGACAGAGCUGCUGAAAGAUGGCAUCACUAAUGGAAGUGUUUCCCUCAGAAUAUACCAGAUCCAGCUCUCUGAUCAUGGGCAGUAUACAUGCUUUUUUCAAUACAGUAUAUUUUAUGAAGAAGCCAUAUUGGAACUGAUGGUAUCAGCUAUGGGCUCGGACCCCCACAUCUCUGUUGAUGGUCACCAGGACGGAGGAAUCCGGGUUGUGUGUCAAUCGGCUGGGUGGCACCCAGAACCUGAGGCUCAGUGGAAAGAUCACCAUGGGAAGCUGCUAUCACCUGCCUCUGAAAAAAUAUCCAAGGAGACCAAUGGCCUAUUUCAAACUCAGAUUUCUAUUGUUAUAACAGAAGAUUCCAACCGGAAUUUGUCCUGUUCUGUCAGGAACCCGCUCGUCAACCAAGAGAAAAUAUCAACAGUUUUCAUAGCAGAGCUGUUUUUCCCAAGGGUCAAUCCCUGGAUGGUGGCUCUGGGUGUGAUCCUGGCUCUCCUGGCUCUUCUCAUUGCCCUGGCCAGUUACUGCUUCUGGAGGCAACACAGAAUGAAAGAGAUGCUGCGAUCUGACCUGGCGAGACAGAAAGAAGAACAUCGUGAAGAAAAAGGGAAACUCUUCACUGAAUUGGGGCUUGGGUUGAGAAGAGCCCAGCUAUAUGCAGUGGACGUGACUCUGGAUCCAGACACGGCAAAUCACUGGCUCGUCCUGUCUGAGGAUCGGAAACAUGCGAGAUACGGAGACACACGCCAGGAUCUGCCCGACAACCCUGAGAGAUUUGAUCCUUUUCCCUGUGUUCUGGGCACUGAGCAGUUCAUGGGCGGGAGGCGUUACUGGGAGGUGGAGGUGGAAGACAAGACUAGAUGGACUCUGGGGGUUUGUAGGGAAUCUUUGAACAGGAAGGUCACACCCACACCUGGGAAUGGAUGCUGGGUGAUGUGGCUGAGGGGUGGGGAAUACAAGGCUGGCACCUCCACCUCUCCCCCCAUCCCCGUGAGCGUCCGGCCCAGCCGGGUGGGGAUUUUCCUGGACUAUGAGGAGGGCGAGGUCUCAUUUUACAAUGUGACUGAUGGGUCCCAUCUCUUCACUUUCACUGACACCUUCUCCGGGACGCUCCGCCCUUAUUUCUAUCCUGGUCACAAAGCUGGGGGUACAAACGUGGCUCCCCUGAUCAUCUGCCCGGUCCCAGCUCAGGUCGGAGGGAAUCUCUGUCCCUGACAGUGACACCUGCAGCACAGACUGGCCCCUCCCAGCUCUGCUGCUCUUCCUCCCCCCCCCGUAGUGGAGGCCAGUUACUGCUGGCAACUGGACUUUUUGUGCUGACUGGACACUGCCAGUUUCCCUUUUCAACUGGAGGUUCCAGUCGAAAACCGGACACCUGGCAACCCCUAGCCCUCAUCUUUCCCCGUCCCCUGCCCCAGGGGUAGCAGAUGGUGGUGGAUGGGGGUCAUUCACUCCUGUCAGAAUUUUCUACCCCUGUGAAAUCUCAGUGUAAAAUAUGAAACAAAAAAGAUUAUUCUAAUUUAGAAAAUAUUAUUGUAACAAGGUGUAAAUACAAGAUUAUUUUAAUUUACAUUUCAACAGUAUUUCAAAAACAAACAUCUAAACAUAUUUUUAGAAAUGGAAUUAUUUACAUUUAUUUUUUGAUUCCUCCCUCAAAUCUAUAUUGAAGUUUAACUUCUCUAAAUAAUGUCAUUUGUAUUUCAACUGUGGAAUUUCAAAAAAUCCAAAAUAUUUAUCUUAACAAAAUAAACUAUUAAAUUGUCA